Xyrichtys novacula (pearly razorfish) is the source of this 4431-nucleotide messenger RNA. The record is from the annotation of a GenBank genome assembly. NCBI's taxonomy places the organism in Eukaryota, Metazoa, Chordata, Actinopteri, Labriformes, Labridae.
AUGGCGUCGCAGUACUACCAGGAGAUGCAGGAGAGCUUCAAGAAUAACAACAAAAGUCGAGAGUUCCCGGCUCACACGGCCAAAGUCCACUCAGUGGCGUGGAGCUGCGAUGGCAGAAGACUCGCGUCCGGCUCAUUUGAUAAAACAGCGAGCGUGUUUGUUCUGGAAAAGGACCGUUUGGUGAGUCGAGGCUAGCGUGCUAGCGUUAGCCUGAGGGCAGUAGAGGGGGAACGGCGCAUGUGUAACGGUGUUUGUUUCUCGUUUUAAAGUGUUUCCUGAGAUUUGUUUAAAAUCCUCCCGAUUCUCUGUGAACUUUUGAGUAUCUCCGUCAUUUCAGGUCAAAGAGAAUAACUACAGAGGUCACGGGGACAGCGUGGAUCAGCUCUGCUGGCACCCGACAAACCCGGACCUGUUUGUGACCGCGUCUGGAGACAAGACCAUCCGGAUCUGGGACGUCCGAACCACAAAAUGCAUCGCCACUGUCAUCACAAAAGGUGAGUGUGACCUGAAUAAGUAGACCUAUUUUUAACGUACAGGGUCUGUGUUGAGAACGUUCCGUCAGCGUCGCGUCUCUGCUCCGUCGAGGAGCGUGGUGCAGAGGAAACAACACGCUCACAACAGGUUGUUUUUCCUCUCUCUGGUCUAUUUCCUGCGUAUCUAGAUAUAAUUCAGUGACCGUUGAGCCUCUUCUAUACGUGAAAAAGUAAUUUUACAGUUUGGGUUUUUGCGCAUUAGAAGCGUAGAGCAGCAAUAAUAGACUCGUCGCGUAUCUUUAGCAGUGCUGCUCUCGAUACGAUGCUGCGACGGAGCUGUUACGCGCUCUAUACGCUUUGCUGCAUUGAUCAGAAUGGCUUUCUGCAUGAUACGUGACGCUGCUGUCACGCUCCAAUUACGCAUCCUGUAUGUUUUAGCCUUAAAGAAUUCUCAGUUUAUUGGUAAGAUACUCGUGUACAUUUUGUUGUGUUCUCAUCAGUGAAAAUAUCAGUAGUAUCAGGGAACUUCUCUGGAAGUUAUUUUCAAUGCAAACUUGCAGCCAGAAGCUGAACAGCAGGACUCCAGACGCUCAUUUUCACAGUUACAAGUUUCGAGUCUUGAAUUACACCUCCUACUGCUGACAGAGCGGAUCAGCUUCACUUCUUCUUCCCUUCUGCUCUGUUUCCCUCCACCAACAAACAAAGAGACGAUUAUUUAACUCAUGUCUGCUGUGGGAGGAAGUUAAAAUCCCAAAAUAUGACCCAGAGAUGGUUCGUUUAAAUGAGUUUAAGCUCCUAAUUGAUGAGGAAAUUUAAAAAAUAAAUAAAUAACUUAUCUUUUGAAGGUGAGAAUAUCAACAUCUGCUGGAGCCCGGACGGCCAGACCAUCGCUGUUGGAAACAAAGACGACGUGGUGACCUUCAUCGAUGCAAAGACGCACCGCUCCAAAGCAGAGGAGCAGUUCAAGUUCGAGGUGAACGAGAUCUCCUGGAACAACGACAACGACAUGUUCUUCCUCACCAACGGCAACGGCUGCAUCAACAUCCUGAGGUAGGACCGAAAAGCCGAUUCAGAACCACACAGAUCUGCAAACAAACUUUGUAUUGUUUUGUUUUUUCCUAAGCUUGUAAGUAUUCAUGAAAAUGUGUCGCAGUGCUUCGCUCACACUCAGUUCUCGCGCUCGGACACCUGUCAGCUGCUGUGUGAAUCCACUACAAACCGAGGGUGUGAUGUCAACUUGUACAUUUUGUUACUUAAAAACUCUUUUAGAUACAAGAGCGUCUCUAAAAAAAAAAAAAAACAGAUCCCUUUGCUUUCUCUUCUCCUCCUCUUUUGUCUUUCCUUUUUUCAUACUGUUGAAAUCAAGCCGAUUUUUUUUCUUUUAACUGUUGCAGGAUGUAACAGAGAAAUGCUGGCUGGGUUUUGGCCUUUUAGCUGCUCAUUUAAGAGACAUAGACAUCUGUGUUGUGCCAAAUGACUUAAUUAGGGGUUUGAUCUCUUAAUGUGAUGGUUUUACUCACUUACUGAGGCCCAUAGCUCCCUGUGGAACAAAGGCCAUCAACAACUCUUCUCCAUCGAGCACAGUCUUGGGCUAUCCUCUCCACCUCUCCCCAGCUGGUACCAUAACUCUUCCAAGUCAGAGCCUGGCGUGUGAUGGUAGCUGAUGAUUUAUGCAAAGUGUGGCCAAUCCAGCCCCACUUCCGCCUCCGGAUCUGGCUCUCUACUGGCUCCUGUCUCUCUUUCUGCCACAGCUCCUUAUUGUUGAUUUUGUCCGACCACCUCAUUCCGAAAUAUGAGCUAUUUAUAAAUGUCUCUUUCGUCAUUCUCCACGUCGCCGAACCAUUGAGUAGUACACUUUUAACAUUGGAGUUGAAGAUGCGCACCUUCGUUGAUUUUACUGGAGAUUACUGGGGUGAUGGUUUUAGGGAAGACGAAAAAAAAGAGACUUCAUCCAAAACCCAGGAGGGUUUACUGGCUAUCCCGGGGUCUGAAGAGAAAGACGCAAACACAGAGGACUUCAUCCUGAAACAGAAGCUUCAACUUCUUUACAAGUUUCUCUGUGCGAGGCUUAAAAGACGGAGGAUCCUCGAUUUAGGAUCCCAGAAAAUACAGACUCAGGUUCAGCUGUUUUGUAGCCGAACCUGAGUUUGUAAAAAUCACAAGAUUAGUUUUUUCAGGAUUAAGAAGCAUCUUGUUAGUGACAGAUAGUGUGUGUAGAGACUGCUUCCCUUCAACAAAAAAGGCAGCUGGGGUUCAGGUUCGCUUGCAUCUGUGACGCGUUCAAUUAUCAGUCCGGUUUUUAAUUUAUUGUUCAAAAAAGGAAAGAAAACAUGCUGAUCCAGGUCCAAAACUUUUGCUUUCAAAUGAAAAAAGUGAAUUGUUGAAAUGAGUUAAAACAGGAUGAGUGAAACAGUGAAAAACACAGAAUUAUCAGAGUUUACCUCAAACCAUUGUCUGAAUACACCUGUAGGAGCCAUAAUGUUGCUUCACUUAUCGCUUAUCCUCUGUUCAAUUACUUUUGUCUUGUUUUUAUUGGUUUCACUGGGUUUGGGUCACAUGGGCGCUGAGUUUGAAAGCUGGUAAGUUAUAUAAGGGGCGGUCUCACCUGCACUGGGGUGGAGAGGUGAGCCUAGGUAGCCGUAAUUGUUGUUGACCGCGCUUGAUGUUCUUUGUUUGCUAUGAAGUGUACACAUAUGACAUCAGCUGGUUAGAUAAAAGGUACAAUGAAAGCCGCAAAAACACCAGUGAGAUUUCACAAAAAAAACGCCAACUAUCCCAAAACCACACCCCUCAGUGACCAUCCCGGGAGUGACGUAGCUCGAAAUCAUCAGUCUUACAGUCUGAUAUUGUGUUUAAGUGGAGCAGUAAAUAUCCACACAUUUCUGGAGCUCUGCUGGGGAAACCAAAUGUAUCAUCUCUUCCCUCUAAUGAAUGUUUUUACCCACUUUUCAUGUCAUCUUGUUAUUCAAUACGAGGACAAAUUUAACCCUUAAAACAAAUCGAGUUGCACAAACAUGGAUGAAACAUGCAGUGUGGAUUUUCCUGCAUGUUUUCUCAUGUGAUUCAUCUGAACUGGAUUAUCCCCAAAGGAAAACCCUCUCAGGUAAAUGAAGUAUUAUCUCUAAGGUGUCGGGGUAAACCACAGUGAUAAAGCCUCUUCCUUUAUUUGGUUAGAAGAGUCAAAUGACGCUUUAACGCACUGGGUGUCCUGACAAUGUUACGUCACUUUUUCAUGUUAGAAACCGAGUCUGUGAAUCAGAGCUGCAGUGAGAACAGUGUGUGUUUGUUCGCAGCUACCCGGAGCUGAAGCCCAUCCAGUCCAUCAACGCUCACCCGUCCAACUGCAUCUGCAUCAAGUUUGACCCCACGGGGAAGUACUUCGCCACAGGGAGUGCAGACGCGCUGGUGUCACUGUGGGACGUGGAUGAGCUGGUGUGUGUCCGCUGCUUCUCCAGGUCAGGCGUGUGCACCGUGACGACAUGCGAUCGCCUCAUGACUUUGUUCCCUGGUUUGGUUUAAUGUGAAAUAACUGAUCUCAGACAUGAAUGUUCAGGCUGGACUGGCCGGUGAGGACGCUGAGCUUCAGCCAUGAUGGAAAGAUGUUAGCCUCGGCCUCGGAGGAUCACUUUAUAGACAUCGCUGAGGUGGAAACAGGUUAGUAUGUUCGAUAGUUUGAUGAUCUGAGAAAUACAAGAGAGUCGACGCAUGCAGGAGUUUAAGGCUUUUCAGUUUGGGGUUUGUUUUUUGUCUAUAAUUUGACACAACAUCCUCCACUUUUUCUUCUACCUGUCCAGGAGAGAAGCUGUGGGAGGUUCAGUGCGAUUCCCCGACCUUCACCGUCGCCUGGCAUCCUAAGAGGCCGCUGCUCGCCUACGCCUGCGACGACAAAGAGGGCAAAUACGACAACAACAGAGAGGCGGGAACUGUAAAGCUUUUUGGUCUCCCCAACGACUCCUAA